Molecule: messenger RNA, 654 nt
Organism: Talaromyces marneffei
Lineage: Eukaryota; Fungi; Ascomycota; Eurotiomycetes; Eurotiales; Trichocomaceae
Exons: 4
Coding region: 1-654 (217 amino acids)
Cellular component (GO): mitochondrion
Molecular function (GO): flavin-dependent sulfhydryl oxidase activity; flavin adenine dinucleotide binding
Source: RefSeq, a predicted model, not a curated record
AUGUCUGCUCGACCGACGACUCGUCUUGUGCUCCUCAGCACCUUUGCGCUUCUCUUCAUCAUAUACUUCAUCUUCCUCCAGCCUCGAGGGCCAGACAGUCCUGCAACGCGAGCACCGGGUCACUUGACAGAUACGAAGAAUACCAUACCAUCGGCAUUAGCGUUGGAUGAUGAGGUGCUGAAAGGAGCUGUGGUCAUGCCAAAGCUGGCCAAUGAGACUGCCAAAGCUGAGCUAGGUCGGUCUACUUGGAAGUUCUUCCAUACGAUGAUGGCAAGAUACCCGAAAGAGCCUACACUGGAGGAACAAGAGGCCUUGCGGUCUUUUGUGUAUUUAUUCGCACGACUCUAUCCUUGCGGUGAAUGUGCAUCGCAUUUCCAGGGACAUCUCCAAAAGUAUCCGCCGCAGGUUUCGUCGCGCGAUGCAGCAGCGGGAUGGGGCUGCUUUAUCCACAACGAAGUGAAUCACAUGCUCAAGAAACCAGAGUACGACUGCAACAAGCUCGAUGAGUAUGAUUGUGGAUGCGGGGAAGAAGAAGAUGGUCCAGAGAAGGAGCUGGCGAAACUAGCCAAGAACGAUGCACAAGAGUCGGAUCAGGGUCAUAUCGUUAAUACUGCUGUUGAGAUCACCAAGGAACCACUCACUCGAGGAGGUUAG